UGUGAAAUUAAAAUUUUCCCUUUAAAUUUUGGGAGGGAAGAGAGAGAGAGAGCUUCUUGGGGAAGGAAAUGGCGAACAACAGUAAUCUGUCGAGCUUGGUUCACGAACUCCGUGAACGAGUCGCCGCAUCGUCCUCCACUUCUGCCAACAGCCUCCGUGACUCCUCUUCUGACGACGAUGCUCUUGAGCUCCGUUUUCGUGCUGUCAUCCCUAAUCUCCUGAAUACCUAUGUCGUCCCUUCUCUCGGCAACGGGAGAGAAGUUACAGCUGUCCUUAAGCUUGUCAGUAAUACCGCAAAGAACUUUCCUGGGGUCUUCCAUCACGGAAACCCUGCUGCUAUUUUUCCUGUAAUUGGUCGGAUUCUGCCCUUCUUUGCUGAACCAGCAUUUGUUCCUGGACAUGGGGUGAUUCUUGAAACAGUUGGUUCUCUCUUAAUGUUGCUACGUUCCAACUCAAGGAAGGCAUACCGUAUGUUUUUCCAUGAUGCUUUGCAGGUCAUUGAAGAAUUGCAACAUAUCGCAUCACUUUAUUCCAAUGACCCAGGACAAUGCAAUCUUCAUCUUCCAUUUAGGUGUUUCCGUAUGCCUUUUUCUGGAAUUUGGGUUGAAUCAUGUCGUCUCUGUGAUCUCCUGGAUGUUAAUAAGCCCAGAGAUGGGGAUGGUAUUGUGUUGAACUUAUUGGGAAGUGAGAGAUGGCAACCUUUUGCUACUUGUAUGAUUAAGCUCAUCUGCAAAUGCCUAACUGAAGGGACACUCUAUGUGGAGGGUCUCAUCCAUACAUCAUUCACUAAGGCUGCUUGUUCUUUAAUUUGCUAUGGCAGUGCCGAUUUACAGAUGGCAUGUUUUGACUUUGCAUGUCUGGCCGGAUCAAUACUCAAUUUUAACAUCCUUCCUCACGUGGGCUUAAUACAGUCAAUCAUCCUCCUUUUACGAUCAGACGGUGAAGGAUUUCCUGCAUACAGAAAUGUGAUGUAUGAUUCCACCAUCGGCCGUUGCCUUAUGUCAGUAUAUUCCAGCUGCUCUGAUGCCGACGUCAAGCUAACUGCAGAAAGUUUAGCGUUGGUCUUCCCUCAAGCAAUGCGGAGAACAAAGAGUGAGGAACUUAAGGCUGCACUGUGCAGUGCAUAUGUGCGGAUUGUGAAAACGUGUCCUCCUUGCAUUUGGAGGCCGCGAUGCCUUGUAGAGUUACUUCAUCUUUCAGAGCCAUGCUUACAAUUGAUGGGCUGUUUUAAAGCAGUUAUUGCUGUUCUGGGACCUGAUCAUGUUGGAGGGAAGCCACCAAAUUGUCACAGCCAUAUAUCUGCAGGAAGCGAAAGACCUCCUCAGGAAUCUAAGGUGGGAGAGAAAAGGCAUAUAAAGGAUGAAAGUACCUCCAGAAGCAAGCGCCAGAAGGUUGGUGCAGAUUCUAAACAUUUCAGUGUGGAUACUCUCUCAGAGGUUAACCUUGUUCCAGUAGGUGCUGAUGAGACCGAGGGAAAAUAUGCUGAUAUUCUGCAUAGGAUGCUUAUUUCCAUUAUAGAAACUUUAAAGCCUCCACCUGUGCAAACUGACACUGUGGGGCCUGAAAUUGCAAUAAUGGCACUUACCAUUCUCAGCGAUGCAUUUUAUAUGUAUCCGUGGACUGGCAUCUCUCAUCGCUUGUUUCACCAUAUGUAUACGUGGCUUCCUUGGAUAGCCGAGCUGGCUGACAAAGGCAUUCCAAUCACCUUUGAUGUUUCCACCUACUUGGAAGGAAUUCACAAUCUGUUGCUCAUGCCUGAGAAUUAUGAGUUUAUAAACAAAGGCGAUGCCUUGGAAGCUAUAAAAGUUGUGCUGAAGCUCCCUUGGACGCAUUUUCUGCUGUUUAAGAAGCCUAAUUCUUUGUUGAAGUCAAAAUGUAUAUCUGUGCGGAUAUCGACAAAGCUAGGUUCAGUUUUAAGUAAUGAGGCUGGUUUUGAUCUCUUUGAUAUGGCUCUUUUUGAUGAUUCUGAGCAAGUAAGAGCUGAAGCUGUCGUAUCCAUGCCACUAAUUGUUCUCUUCUCUGGGCUUGGUGCUCUACCACAUAUCUUUGGAAAGAUGGAGUGCUUGUUGACCGAGGAGCAUGUAACGGUUAAGAAGGCCCUUCCACAUUCUCUUGGUUUCUUGUCAUGCCUUCAUGGAUCCAGUCCUAUUGGUUCAGAUAAAAGGGUCUGCCACUUGUUCCAAAGUGAAAAUAUGAAGAGAGAUGAGACUCUAAACUAUCUAGUUCAAGGCUUCCGCUGUUCAAAGUGUAACAAAACUACCAAAAUCGAAGAUGAGGAACAUUCCAGAAUCAUACGACCUCCUGAAGUGGGGUGCAUGCAAAUGGAUCGUCAUUGUGAUUACAUUCACCUUCAAUCCCUGUAUUUUAAACUUCUCUAUGACGAGUCUUCUGAAGAUAUUCAACUAGCCUGUGUGGAAGUAAUUCAAAGAAUUCUUGGGCACACAGCUUCAGAUGUUCUGGUCAGAACAAGAUCCGAAUGGAGGAGAUGCUUUCAGUAUCUGUUACUUAAUGGAAAUAUGGACAUUAGGGAAGCAUUCUGUGCUCAGGUCGGUAUUUUUGUGCAAGAACCUAUAUUAAGCUGUUUGUUCCUUGGCGAAGAUGCUUCACAGAAAAGUUGUGAAAGGAAUUUCUAUGAAAUUAUUGAGCAUGCUCUGGCAGCAGCUAAAGAACUUCUUGUCAUCCAGACUCUUCUGGAAUCCACUGCUGAAGUUCUGGUAUCUGUUAAUAUUAACUGUGAGCUUUUCUUGUUGUCUCUUUUCCUGCUUGGCCGGAUCAAUACUCAAUUUUAACAUCCUUCCUCACGCUGCACUGUGCAGUGCAUAUGUGCGAUAAACCAAUCUUGCUACAUGCAUGUGAAAGGAGGAUUUGCAAUACUACUCUCAAGAGCUGCUAACAUCCAGAAUGAGCUAUUUGAUUAUCUGUCUGUUAGGCUAAUUAGGCGUCCCCAUGUAGUAAUAGAAUUUGCAGAGGCUGUUUUGGGAGUUGAGACUGAAGAACUUGCUAGGAAAAUGGUUCCUAUUAUCCUUCCUAAGCUUUUGGUAUCUUGGCAGGACAAUGAUCAAACAUUUGAUAUCUUGAACAAGCUGUCCCAGUUAUUAGACACUGAUGUGGUACCUCUAAUAGUUAAUUGGCUACCUAGAGUGCUUGCUUUUGCUCUCAAUCAAAAAGAACAGAACGGUUUGCUCUCUGUUUUGCAACUGUAUCACUCGCAGAUUGGAUCGGACAACCAAGAGAUCUUUGCAGCUGCAUUACCUGCUCUUUUGGAUGAGCUUGUAUGCUUUGUGGAAAUCGCUGAUAUACCAGAGACUGAUAGAAGGUUAGAGAGACUUCCAGAGGCAAUAAAGAAAAUUUCAAAAAUUUUAACAAAUGCAGAAGAUCUUCCUGGAUUUUUGCAGAAUCAUUUUGUUGGACUCCUUAACAGUAUUGAUAGAAAGAUGCUUCAUGCAGAGGAUGUUUUGCUUCAGAAAGAAGCUUUGAAGCGCAUCAAGUUACUCAUUGAGAUGAUGGGCCAUUAUCUGAGCACAUAUGUGCCAAAACUUAUGGUUCUUCUCAUGCAUGCUAUAGAUAAAGAGGCACUUCAAAGCGAGGGUCUCUCGGUCUUGCACUUUUUCACACAGAAGUUAGCGGCUGUGUCACCAUCCAGCGCAAAACAUGUCAUUUCUCAAGUUUUUGCGGCCCUCAUACCCUUUCUGGAGAGAGAGAAGGAUGGUCCAUCGAUUCAUUUUGAUAAAGUGGUGAAAAUUCUUGAAGAACUUGUACUGAAGAACAGGGAAACCCUGAAGCAGCAUAUAUGUGAAUUUCCCCUCUUACCAAGCAUACCUGCUUUAGCAGAAGUGAACAAUGCUAUUCAAGAGGCCCGUGGGUCAAUGACGUUGAAGGAUCAGUUGAGAGAUAUUGUAACAGGCCUGAAACAUGAAAACUUGAAUGUCAGGUAUAUGGUGGCAUGUGAGGUAAGCAAAUUGCUGUAUCAUAGAAAAGAAGAUGUUGCUGCUCUGAUCACUGGUGAACUAAUCUCAGACAUGGAAAUCCUGAGUUCUCUGAUCACAUCUUUACUACAAGGAUGUGCAGAAGAAUCGCGAACUUCAGUUGGUCAGAGGUUGAAGUUGGCCUGUGCUGAUUGUCUAGGAGCACUUGGUGCUGUUGACCCUGCCAAAGUGAGAGGUACUUUGUGCCAUCGAUUUAAAAUCCAAUGCUCAGAUGAUGAUCUUAUUUUCGAGCUAAUACACAAACACUUGGCAAGGGCUUUCAGAGCUGCACCAGAUACCAUCAUUCAAGACUCAGCUGCACUUGCUAUACAGGAAUUACUAAAGAUUGCCGGUUGUGAGCCAUCGUUAGCCUUGAAUGUUGGUCUCUCUAUAUCAAAUGAACCUUUGCAUCCAAAUGCAUUGGGUGCUAAAAGCUCAGGAAAUAGCUGUGAGCUCAACAAAAGGGGACAGAAAUUAUGGGAUCGAUUUUCAAAUUAUGUAAAGGAAAUAAUAGCCCCGUGUUUGACGUCAAGGUUUCAGCUUCCAAAUGUGUCUGACCCUGGGUCGGCUGGACCAAUUUAUCGACCUUCUAUGUCAUUCAGAAGGUGGCUAUUCUACUGGAUAAAGAAAUUGACAGUGCAUGCAACGGGAUCCCGUGCAAAUAUAUUUGCUGCUUGUCGAGGUAUAGUGCGCCACGAUAUGCAGACAGCUACUUAUCUUCUACCAUAUUUAGUACUUGAUGUUGUUUGUCAUGGGACUGAGGAAGCACGUCACAGCAUUUCAGAAGAGAUCCUUUCUGUUCUUGAUGCAGCAGCUAUGGAAUACAGUGAGGCAGGUUCAAACACUGUUGGUGUUGGGCAGAGUGAAGUUUGUGUUCAGGCUGUCUUCACACUUCUUGAUAAUCUUGGCCAAUGGGUUGAUGAUGUGAAGCAGGAUGUAGCACUAUCACUGUCUAUGCAAUCAUCAACCUCUAGGCAAGUAACUUCCAAAUCAAAGGACCGGGCUUCAACUUCAACCAUGGAACAAGAUCAAUCGCUUGUACAAUGCAAAUAUGUUUCGGAGCUUUUGCUUGCAAUUCCCAAGGUUAUCCUUGCUAGAGCAUCCUUCAGGUGUCAAGCUUAUGCCAGGUCUUUGAUGUAUUUCGAAUCCCAUGUACGUGGAAGAUCAGGCUCCUUAAAUCCUGCCGCUGAGAGGACGGGCAACUUUGAAGACGCAGAUGUUUCAUAUCUGAUGGAAAUAUACAGCUACCUUGAUGAGCCCGAUGGUUUAUCAGGCUUUGCAAGUUUAAGCAAAUCGUUAAGUUUGCAAGAUCAGUUACUGAUAAAUAGGAAGUCUGGAAACUGGGCAGAAGUUUUCACCGCAUGUGAACAAGCACUUCAAAUGGAACCAACAUCAGUUCAAAGACAUUCAGAUGUUCUCAACUGCUUGCUUAACAUGUGUCACCAUCAAGCAAUGGUAACUCAUGUGGACGGUUUAAUUUCCAGAAUACCGGAGUACAAGAAAACCUGGUGCACACAAGGUGUACAGGCUGCAUGGAGAUUGGGCAAGUGGGACUUGAUGGAUGAGUAUCUUCGUGGAGCUGAUGAAGAAGGUUUGCUGUACAGUAGCUCGGACAGUAAUGCCUCUUUCGAGAGAGAUGUUGCAAAGAUUCUCCAAGCAAUGAUGAAGAAGGAUCAGUACUUAGUAGCUGAGAGAAUUGCACUUUCCAAACAAGCUCUGAUUGCUCCACUAGCUGCUGCAGGCAUGGAUUCAUAUACACGGGCUUAUCCUUUUGUUGUCAAACUUCACUUGCUAAGGGAGCUAGAGGACUUCCAAGUUAUUCUUAAUGGGGAAUCUUUCUUGGAAAAAUCAUUUAGUGCAAGUAAUUCAGUGUUUUCAAAAGUAGUCAAUAAUUGGGAGAACCGGCUCAGAUUUACUCAAUCAUCACUCUGGGCAAGGGAACCUCUCUUAGCUUUCCGAAGACUUGUCUUUGGUGCCAGUAGUCUUGGAGCCCAAGUUGGUAACUGCUGGCUUCAGUAUGCAAAGCUCUGUCGUUUGGCUGGACACUAUGAGACAGCAAACAGGGCAAUCUUGGAAGCACAUGCUUCAGGGGCACCUAAUGUUCACAUGGAAAAGGCGAAACUUCUUUGGAGUACUAGGCGUUCAGAUAGUGCCAUUAUAGAGCUGCAACAGUCUCUCCGGAAUAUGCCUGAAGAAGUUGUUGGCUCGGCUGUAAUUUCUUCAAUUAAUAGCUUAUCAAUGGUUCCACCAAUUCCAGAGCAAGUGGUUCGUAACACACAAUCUUUGAAUGAAAAUAGAAAUGUUGCAAAGACUCUUCUUUUGUAUUCCAAAUGGAUUCACUACAGCGGGCAGAAACAAAAAGAAGAUGUUAUAAGUCUUUAUUCCCGGGUGAGGGAAUUGCAGCCCAAGUGGGAAAAGGGAUACUUCCAUAUGGCAAAGUAUUGCGAUGAAGUGCUUGUGGAUGCUAGAAAGCGUCAAGAAGAGAGCUUUGUAAGCAGCAGAAAAAGUUCUGCUUCUUCAAACUUGAACAAUGAAAAAGCAUGGUGGUUUUACCUACCUGAUGUACUGUUAUUCUAUGCCAAGGGACUUCACAGAGGUCACAAGAAUCUCUUUCAAGCACUUCCGAGGUUGCUAACCCUAUGGUUUGAAUUUGGUAGUAUCUACCAUACUAGCAGUUCUGCAGCCAAUAAGGAACUGAAAAGUAUUCAUGGGAAGGUUAUGAGUAUAAUUAGAGGCUGCUUGAAAGAUUUACCAACUUAUCAAUGGCUAACCGUACUGCCUCAGUUGGUUUCCAGAAUCUGUCACCAGAACGAUGAAACAGUACGACUGGUCAAACAUAUCAUCACUUCUGUUCUACGUCAAUAUCCACAGCAAGGGCUCUGGAUUAUGGCAGCGGUUUCAAAAUCUACUGUUCCUGCUAGGAGGGAAGCAGCUGCAGAAAUCAUACAAGCUGCACGAAAAGGUUUCAACCAAGGAGAUGGAGGCCACAGUUUGUUCCUUCAGUUUGCUAGUUUGACUGAUCAUUUGAUAAAGCUGUGCUUCCAUGGGGGACAACCAAGAUCCAAGACUAUCAAUAUAUCAACCGAAUUUAGUGCUCUGAAAAGAAUGAUGCCUUUGGAUGUGAUCAUGCCAAUCCAACAAUCUCUUACCAUUAGUCUGCCAGCAUUCGAUAUGAACAACAAUGAAUCACUCUCUGCCAGUGUCUUUUCAGGGUCAGAUCUGCCAACUAUUUCUGGAAUAGCUGAUGAGGCAGAGAUACUCUCGUCACUUCAGAAACCCAAGAAGGUUGUUCUGCUGGGAAAUGAUGGUCUUGAGUAUCCAUUCCUGUGCAAGCCCAAGGACGAUCUCAGGAAAGAUGCCCGCAUGAUGGAGUUUACUGCGAUGAUAAACCGGUUACUAUGCAAAUAUCUUGAAAGCAGGAGAAGAAAGCUUUAUAUCCGCACCUUUGCAGUGAUUCCUUUAACUGAGGACUGUGGUAUGGUGGAGUGGGUCCCACAUACUCGUGGACUACGUCAUAUCCUACAAGACAUAUACAUAUCUUGUGGGAAGUUUGACCGACAGAAAACAAACCCUCAAAUUAAAAGGAUUUACGAUCAGUGUGUGGGCAAAAUGCCAGAGGAUGAAAUGCUGAAGACCAAGAUCCUCCCAAUGUUCCCUCCAGUUUUCCAUAAAUGGUUCUUGGCCACAUUUUCUGAACCAGCAGCAUGGUUUAGGGCACGCGUAGCUUAUGCUCACACCACUGCAGUUUGGUCCAUGGUUGGACACAUUGUUGGUCUUGGCGACCGUCAUGGAGAAAAUAUUCUCUUUGAUUCUACCUCAGGCGAUUGUGUUCAUGUUGACUUCAGUUGCUUAUUUGACAAAGGCUUACAACUGGAGAAACCUGAGUUGGUGCCUUUCAGACUGACCCAGAACAUGAUUGAUGGCUUGGGUAUCACCGGGUAUGAGGGCAUCUUCAUGAGAGUCUGCGAAAUCACCCUCACUGUAUUGAGAACACACAGGGAGACUUUGAUGAGCGUCCUGGAAACCUUCAUUCAUGAUCCUCUCGUGGAGUGGACAAAAUCACACAAGUCAAGUGGGGUAGAAGUUCAGAAUCCACAUGCUCAGCGGGCCAUAAGCAACAUUGAAGCCCGACUGCGGGGUGUGGUUGUUGGUGUUGCAGCAGCACCUUCUUUGCCACUAGCUGUAGAAGGCCAGGCUCGUCGUUUGAUUGCUGAGGCUGUCUCACUCAAGAAUCUUGGGAAGAUGUACAUCUGGUGGAUGCCAUGGUUCUGAACCAUAUGAUGCUUUUUUUUGAGUAAUCUCAAUCUUGCUCAGGAACUGCAAACUAUACUGCAUAUUUUUUUGUUGAUCUACUCUAAUAGUUUGUUGUCCAAGAAGCCAGAAUACAUCUUUCCUUCCCAGAGUUUGGAGAGUUUGAAAGCCGUGUUUAUGCUCCAGAACUCGGAGGAAACGUCAUCGCCAUCUGAAUGCAGCAUAUGCUAAACUCGUAUAAAGUAACUGGAUGGAGUGCACUGCUGAAGCCCCUCCCGAGUAAGUUCCAUAAUGAGUGUGAUCCCAACAUCGUGAAAUGCGG
This is a messenger RNA of Tarenaya hassleriana, 8538 nucleotides long. RefSeq names its product serine/threonine-protein kinase ATR. The record is from RefSeq and is a predicted model, not a curated record. Gene Ontology annotation, cellular component: nucleus. The transcript has 16 exons. Gene Ontology annotation, biological process: protein phosphorylation; DNA damage checkpoint signaling; telomere maintenance. Gene Ontology annotation, molecular function: protein binding; protein serine/threonine kinase activity. NCBI's taxonomy places the organism in Eukaryota, Viridiplantae, Streptophyta, Magnoliopsida, Brassicales, Cleomaceae.